Molecule: messenger RNA, 1155 nt
Organism: Anopheles maculipalpis
Lineage: Eukaryota; Metazoa; Arthropoda; Insecta; Diptera; Culicidae
Exons: 6
Coding region: 1-1155 (384 amino acids)
Biological process (GO): sensory perception of taste
Cellular component (GO): neuronal cell body; dendrite; membrane
Source: RefSeq, a predicted model, not a curated record
AUGAAGACAGAAAAAUUAGUCAUUGUCGUGCACAACAUAUUGGGAGGACCGCUAAGCAGUAACGAUCGUCAUCCUUUCAAAUCUCCAAAAAUGUUUAUCUGCACCACAAUAGUCAUUGGAGCAAGUGCUGCAUUGUUCGUCCUUUGCAUGUGCGAUCUACGCAGGACACUGUACCAGCGAGACCUAGUGCUAAGCGUCAUCGAUCUCCUAAUGUUGCUUGGCAUUGCGUUCACAGUAUUUACGAUACACGUGUCUACGCUGAUAAAAUAUUUGCAAAAACCAAGCGAAUCUAUUCUUCAGUGCCUUGACGAUAUAGAUGGUCAUAUGUACACGUUAAACAUCGGACGAGGUUCUGCCCGAAACCUUUCGUUACAUUGUAUCGCAGCUUUUAGCACGACCAUCGUCAUAUCGGUUGGAUAUCUGUUGGCGACUGUGUUACGAAUCAAACGGCCAAAUGCUCUGGUGUUUGCGUUUAAAACAUACGGCCUAUUUGUGAUAUUUCUCAUGCAUGGACUGUUUCUCGUGUUGAGCUAUCAAAUUCUGGAACGUGUUCGAUGCAUGGUAAAGCAGCUGGAGAAAAUGAUAAACACUGCCAAGCGUCUGCAGGAUACAAGGAACACCGCCACGGAAUACGUUAGUAUACGAUUGAGCAGGGAGCUUAGUACGCUGGCCAUGGUACAAAUGCAGUGCUUUCGGGCGGUGAAUCAUUUAAACGAGGAAUGUGGCUUGCCAAAUGUUACUAUCUUUGGAAUGUUUUUCUACGUUCUCACAGCGAAAAGCUUUCAACUGUUUUAUGUUUGCUCGAUCGAAUUCAAACUGCACGGAUUUCAAUUCACUCACAUUUUAGAACCCAUCGUACUGAUAAUGGCAGUCUUUUUGUACUUUUUCGCUUCUACCUAUGUUGGAGAAUUACUCCAAAGAGAGACACAGUUCGUGAUCAACAAUAUCCAUAAGUUUGAGUGCAGACAUUCAACCGUGCAGCAAAGGACGAACCAAUCUGAGUUCGUUGAACAACUCGGUAAUCAGAUCCUGCAUCAGCCGCUUUGUUUCACCGUAAUGAACUUCUUUCAAAUAGAUUUUAAAUUUUUCCACUUGGUCAUGGCAUCGGUUGGAACGUAUCUAAUAAUAUUGUUGCAGUUUGACUUUCAAAAUUAG